Molecule: messenger RNA, 1524 nt
Organism: Sphaeramia orbicularis (orbiculate cardinalfish)
Lineage: Eukaryota; Metazoa; Chordata; Actinopteri; Kurtiformes; Apogonidae
Gene: elp6
Product: elongator acetyltransferase complex subunit 6
Exons: 7
Coding region: 396-1232 (278 amino acids)
Biological process (GO): tRNA wobble uridine modification
Cellular component (GO): elongator holoenzyme complex
Source: RefSeq, a predicted model, not a curated record
CGCCUCUAUUAACGCACAUAUUAUUGCGUUAACCACGGAGCUCAGAUAAAGACAGGUUAGCGUGCGACUUUUCCUUUUUAGAUUUAAUGACAUCAAGUAUAACUGGAUCUCGAUAUGGUCUUAAAUUUUAACGCCACUUAAAAUCAAACCGUGUGAGGCAUCUCGUGUGAUUUCGCUAGUCUUCGAUCAUGUGUUACCAGCCACUGAUGGCUAGCAGCUAUCCGAAGUAGCGAAUACCGAUAAACAGUUGAGUAAAGUAAAAUAUCUGACAUUAUCGUUUAAAACUGAAAGUGUGCGGUGGAACGAAAUGUCAGUGUCCUCUGUUCCUUGUAUUUAAGUUUUCUCAUGAACGGUUUAACGUCUACGAGUUAGUUUUGUUUAGCUAGUAGCUAACUAUGUUCACAGAGCUCAACAGCAUUCUGAACACAUCACCAGACAGCUUCACACAGGGAGAUUUUAUACUCGUGUCGGGCAGACAGUCUGAUGCCUCAUUUCUCAUUCACCAUUUCCUCUCUUUUUACCUACGAGCUCGCUGUAAAGUGUGUUUCCUGGGCCUUGUUCAGUCCUUCAGUCAUUAUAGUGCAGUCUGCCAGAGACUGGGUGUUAGUCUAGCACAGGCAAAGGAAAAACGACAGCUAGUUUUCCUGGAGGGACUGCAGGAAGGAUUGUCUGUCUUCAUUCCUCAAGAUGACACCACAGGAAACAAAGCUCUCAGUUUCCUCAGCAGGGAUCCAAUGGUGGGUUUGCAAAACUUGUACGAGUUUGUCCGGUCCAGUGUAAGCAGUCCAGGUGGUGGUGAGGAGGGCUCAGAUGGGUCAGAGCAGUGGGGACCUCCAGUGUUAUUGGUGGAUGACCUCAGUGUCCUGCUGAGUCUGGGUGUGAGUGCCAGAGCUGUGCUGGACUUCAGCCACUACUGCAGAGCCUCCCUCUGCUCCCAGCUACAGGGGAAUGUAGUGAUGCUGCUCCACUGUGAGGAGGAGGAAGAAGAGGAUGAUGGAGACGACGAAGGCUCCGAGAGGCUCCUGAAAGGCCUGAUCCACCAGUGCUGUCUGGCCCUGCACGUACAGGGUCUCCCUACUGGAUACUGCAGAGACAUCCAUGGACAGGUGGAAGUGUGUUGGAGAAGAAGACAGGGUGAUGGGCAGCACACACAGAAUAAGGUCUUUCAGUACAAGGUCCAUGAUAAAGGAGCCUCCUUCUUUGCUCGUGGGACAUCUAGUGCUGUUCUUUAGUCUCAUUUUGAAAGAUUAGCAAACUUUAUAUUUACCAUUACAAAUCAAGUGUGAAUUGCCAUUGUUAAAAAUCUGGAAUGAAACUCAUCAUCUGGAGGACAAGCUUCAAUGAUUUUUGUCAGCUGAAAUUGUGAAAGCACACAGCAUUUGGCCAUGACAUUAUUUUUUGACAUUGUGGCUGGAAAACUAUUUUCAUAGUUCACAGUAGAUGUACGGUGCAGUGAUUUCUGCCUAUCAUGUUAUUCGUUAUGUGAUGCAGUGCUCAAUAAAUGAGACUUAUUUUCACCAGGAA